Molecule: messenger RNA, 4134 nt
Organism: Alternaria burnsii
Lineage: Eukaryota; Fungi; Ascomycota; Dothideomycetes; Pleosporales; Pleosporaceae
Product: acetyl-synthetase-like protein
Exons: 8
Coding region: 1-4134 (1377 amino acids)
Biological process (GO): fatty acid metabolic process
Molecular function (GO): medium-chain fatty acid-CoA ligase activity; oxidoreductase activity; 2 iron, 2 sulfur cluster binding
Source: RefSeq, a predicted model, not a curated record
AUGGCGGAAUUGUAUGAUCAAUCGCGGAAUGACGCCUUACAGCGUCUCAACCAAACACUCCUCCAGAUCGACCCAUAUAUCCUACCUCCAUAUCCCAACCUAUCUAUCGUCGCCGGGCCAUUGGAUCCCCCACUACUCCAGUUGACCCUGUCGCAACUGCUUCGGAAACAGGUCGAUUGCUAUCCGGAGAAUGAAGCUGUUGUCAUUCCCUGGACUGGCGCACGGUGGACGUACCAGCAGCUAUGGGACGAGUCGAGCUUGCUAGCAAGAGCGUUGCUGAAAGAGGGUGUAAGACCGAGAGAUAGGAUAGGAAUCAUGAGCGGUAAUUGCGAAAAGUAUAUUGCAAUUUUCUUUGCAUGCGCAAGGGUAGGGGGCAUUUGUGUUACGCUCAACAACACGUAUACGGCGACAGAGAUGGAGUACGCGCUAAAACAUACAAAAUGUAGAGUACUCUUCACAACACCCACGAUCGCGCGCUUCGACAACGGACCAUUACUGCACAAGCUCAGCCAACCUGAUGUCACGUCCACACUACCAGACCUCAAGACUGUAUGUCUGAUCCGCGGCCAACACGACAGCUUCAUCAGCUACUCCUCCCUCAUCGAAGAAGCCCAAUAUAUCCCCGAGCAUAUCUUAGACAUCUUCGACGGCAUAAUAAGUCCCUACGACGUCGCAAACCUCCAAUUCACAAGUGGCAGCACCGGAAACCCAAAGGCUGCCAUGUUGACACACCACAAUUUGAUCAACAACUCGCGCUUCAUAGGGGAUCGCAUGGAUCUGACACCCAACGAUACCCUCUGCUGCCCGCCGCCCCUCUUCCAUUGCUUCGGUCUAACACUCGGUCUCCUCGCUUGCCUCACACACGGUGCCAAGAUUGUCUUCCCAGCCGAAUCCUUCGAUCCCGUCGCUUGCAUGCGUGCAAUUGACGCAGAACGCUGCACAGCCCUACAUGGUGUACCCGCCAUGAUGGAGUCUAUAAUGGAUGUCCCACGGCCGGAAGGAUGGACAAGUGAUCUCAGAACGGGGAUUGUGGCGGGCAGUCCAGUGCCAAAGUGGCUCAUGGAGCGCAUGGUCAAUGAGCUCAACAUGUCGGACUUUACAUCUUCGUACGGGCUCACGGAAGCGAGCCCUACUGUGUUCAACGCGCACACAAACGACUCGCUGCAUGCGCGGUUGACUACUGUUGGAACAGUAAUGCCUCAUGCGCGGGUAAAGAUAGUGGACCAUCAGGAUCGCAUCGUGCCAAUCGGUGUAAGGGGCGAGCUCUGCGUCGCGGGAUACCAAGUCUGUCGUGGAUACUGGGAGAAUGCUGAGAAGACGGCGGAACUUAUCGUGCGCGACGAGUAUGGCGAGCCUUGGCUACACACUGGUGACGAGGCAGUCUUGGAUGUAGAUGGAUACUGUACCAUCACCGGAAGGUUCAAAGAUAUCAUCAUCCGAGGAGGCGAAAACAUCUACCCCCUAGAAAUCGAAGAACGUCUCGUCGCACACCCAUCCAUCACCCGCGCCAUCGUUGUCGGCGUCUCACAUCCCCGUUACGUCGAGGUACCUGCUGCCUUCCUCCUACACGAGCCGAAUACAGACAAGCCAGAUUUAGCAGAAGUGCAGGCAUGGGUACGGAAAGUACUCGGCAGGCACAAAGCUCCUGUUCACAUCUUCUGGCUAGGAGAGGACUGUGACGCUGAAGUGCCGUUGACAGGUAGCGCUACGGCCAAGACGUCAGAUCCAAAACACUUCAUGUAUACCAGUGGAGAGACUGAUCCGGUAUGGAUACAUCACCUGCCUUACAAGAACAUUCCCAAGUUCCCCAAGCUUGAUAAGGACCUUGAGACAGACGUCUGCAUUGUUGGCGCUGGUAUCUCUGGUGUCUCAGUGGCCUACGAGCUAGUAACUCGUGGGCUGAACGUCGUCUUGAUCGAGGGCCGUGAGGUACUGUCAGGUGAAACUGGACGUACAAGCGGUCAUCUCGCUAAUGAUCUUGACGAUGGCUACACGGCGAUCGCGAAGAAGCACGGAGACAAAGGCGCAAAAGCUGCCGCAGAAUCACAUACUUGGGCAUUGAACCGCGUCGGCGAGAUCUCAAAGCAGCUGGGCAUUGAGUGCGAGUACCGCCAUCUCCCCGGCUACGACUUCUCUCAAUACCCAAAGGACUCGAAAGACCACGCGAGCGACAUCAAGGAGUUGAUUGAGGACGGCAACAAGGCGAAGGAGCUUGGCAUUGUGACAGAGUACAAGGAGGGGUUCAAGCUCAAGGGCUGGGAGGGCAGCAUUGAUCAGAGCGACGCUGUUAUCUACCCUCAGCAAGCGACAUUCCACCCCACCAAGUACGUCGUCGGUGUUCUCGACUUCCUCAAGCAGCAGCCCAACUUCUCGUGUUACACAAACACUCGAUGCAUUGAUGUGCAAGAGAAGGGUGUAGAGAUCAUGGGCCUGGGCCACAAAGACGUAUACGUUAAGACCGCUAACGGAAACACGAUCAAGUGUGCCGACGCCGUCGAAGCAACCUGCGUCCCACUACAGAAGUUAUCCGUUAUCGCCGAGGAGGAGUACUACCGCACCUACUGCAUCGCCAUCCGCGUACCCAAGGGCUCAGUCGAAGACGCCCUGAUCUACGAUUCGGCCGAAAUCUACAAGUACAUCCGCCUCACUGAGUGCGACUCAAACGAUGACUACAUGGUCGUAGGAGGCGGCGACCACAAAGUCGGCCAAGCUGACACUGUCGUACCCUUCAAAGAACUCGAAGAAUGGACCCGCGCCCGCUUCCCGCAAGCAACCACAAUUGACUACAAGUGGAGUGGUCAGGUCUUCGAGCCAGUCGAUCACAUGGCCUUCAUCGGCAAGAACCAAGGCAACAAACAUAUCUACAUCAUCACCGGUGACUCGGGCAACGGUCUCACUCAUGGUGUCCUGGCGGGUAAACUCAUCGCGGAUUCCAUAACUGAGCAACCCAACGACUGGAUCUCGGCUUACGAUCCCAAGCGUCUUGCUUCCAUUGCAAAAUCUGCUACCAGUAUGAUAAGCCACGACCUGCAAAUUAACGCACAGUACAAGCGCUUCGCCCAGUCAGAUAUUAAGGAUAUCGAAGAUCUUGUACCUGGCGAGGGUGGUGUUCUCAACACCAAUCCUACCAAGCCUCUGGCUGUAUAUAAGGACGAGGGCGGUCAGAUACACAAAUUCUCAGCGCUGUGUCCGCAUCUCAAGGGUGUGCUGCUCCGCCAGACUACACUCACUUCCUGUCGUGCCGACCACAGUGAAUUCGCCUCACCUUCUGUAGCAGACACAACAAACGAGAUAGACGAAAAGAAAUCUGGACUCAGGCUAUUGCCAGCGCAUUAUCUUCUCCCACCGACACACCCCAGCCCGUACGAGGGAAGCUUGGAGAGGAGCUUAGAUGCUAUCCAAGACUGGGGACGCCUCCACAUGUCCGUCAACGGGGUUACGCAAGGCAAGUCACCAUCCCUCGUCUGCUACGAACUAUAUGUGAGGCGUGACCUGAUCGAAGAGCUGCUCUUCCUACUCACGCGCACCCUUCUACCAGAGCAGAUCGUCGAGAAUAGAGGGCUGAUGGCGCGCCUUUACAACGCGAAGAAACAGCUCGCCAUGCGCCUGGCAUUGCGGUACGAUAUGUUGAGGGAAUGGAAGAUGGAAGCUGGGACGUAUCAUCGUGAUCAAGCGGUCACUGUAGCAUCGGAACCACCGCCAGAGCGAGUUGAAUCAUCAGCGCUCGCGGCCGUGAGCGAGGAUGUGGAAAGAAGAUUUCCCUUCCGACGUCCCCUCCUGCCGAAUAUCAUACCCACCUUGAUCGCAGCUCCGUCAGGCGGCUUCACGACACACGGCGUACGCGAGCGAAUGAAACACCACGUCACGGACUUAGACGCCUACCUUCUGUUGGAAGACGAAGAGGUGGCAGGGUGGAGCGGCUUGAAGUUAACAACUACCAUAAUCCAAGUUCUUCUGCAUUGGCAGUGGUUGAGGCAAAACAAUGCAGUGCUGGAUGAGAUGGAGGUCCACGGAUGGGAGGACUUGGAAGGCAAGGCCGAUGAGUCGGAGUGGAUCGCUGAGGAUGUGAAGAGAAAUAUUGUGGGUGGAGGAAAGAGGGAGGGCGGUGGUUCGAGAGUAGGAAUGAUGAGAUGA